This is a messenger RNA of Jaculus jaculus (lesser Egyptian jerboa), 1982 nucleotides long. RefSeq names its product LMBR1 domain containing 1 (gene Lmbrd1). Lineage: Eukaryota; Metazoa; Chordata; Mammalia; Rodentia; Dipodidae. The coding region runs from base 86 to 1708 and encodes 540 amino acids. The record is from RefSeq and is a predicted model, not a curated record. Gene Ontology annotation, cellular component: vacuolar membrane. The transcript has 16 exons. Gene Ontology annotation, biological process: protein localization to vacuole.
GGUUCCGGGUCCCCGGCUCGCUCCCCGCCCCUGCCCCGAACCCUGGGCGACCCCUACGCCGGGCCUGUCGGCACCCCGAGCGAAGAUGGCGGCGGCCGACGCGGCGUCGGCGGAGCUGGUGAUCGGCUGGUGCAUAUUCGGCCUCUUGCUUCUGGCUAUUUUGGUAUUCUGCUGGGUAUAUGUUCGUAAAUAUCAGAGUCAGCGGGAAAGUGAGGUCGUCUCCACUAUAACGGCCAUCUUUUCACUGGCAAUUGCACUUAUUACGUCAGCACUUCUCCCCGUGGAUAUAUUUUUGGUUUCUUACAUGAAAAAUCAAAAUGGUACUUUUAAGGACUGGGCUAAUGCUAAUGUCAGCAGGCAGAUCGAGGACACUGUACUGUAUGGUUACUAUACCUUAUAUUCUGUGAUACUGUUCUGUGUGUUCUUCUGGAUCCCUUUUGUCUACUUCUAUUACGAAGAGAAGGAUGAUGACGAUACUAAUAAAUGCACUCAAAUUAAAACGGCAUUCAAGUACACAUUGGGAUUUGCUGUGAUUUGUGCACUUCUUCUCUUAGUUGGUGCCUUUGUUCCAUUGAAUCUUCCCAGUAACAAAAACUCUACUGAGUGGGAAAAAGUGAAAUUUCUGUUUGAAGAACUGGGAAGUAGUCAUGGUUUAGCUGCACUGUCAUUUUCCAUUAGUUCUCUGACUUUGAUUGGAAUGUUGGCAGCCAUAACUUACACAGCCUAUGGCAUGUCAGCAUUACCUUUGAAUCUGAUAAAAGGAAGGAGAAGUGCCACUUAUGAACGCUUGGAGAACACGGAAGACAUUGAAGAAGUGGAGCAGCACAUUCAGACCAUUAAAUCUAAAAGCAAAGAUGGCCGACCUUUGCCAGCAAGGGAUAAACGUGCCUUAAAGCAAUUUGAAGAAAGAUUACGAACACUUAGGAAAAGAGAGAGGCACUUAGAAUUCAUUGAAAACAGCUGGUGGACGAAAUUUUGUGGUGUUCUGCGUCCCUUGAAGAUCAUUUGGGGAGUAUUUUUCAUCUUAGUUGCAUUGCUGUUUGUAAUUUCUCUUUUCCUGUCAAAUUUAGAUAAAGCUCUUCAUUCAGCUGGAAUAGAUUCUGGGUUCAUAAUUUUUGGAGCUAACCUGAGUAAUCCACUGAAUAUGCUUUUGCCUGUGUUACAAACAGUUUUCCCACUUGAUUAUAUUCUCAUAACAAUUAUUAUUAUGUACUUUAUAUUUACUUCAAUGGCAGGAAUACGAAAUAUUGGCAUAUGGUUUUUUUGGAUUAGAUUGUAUAAGAUCAGAAGAGGAAGGACCAGGCCUCAAGCUCUUUUGUUUCUCUGCAUGAUACUCCUGCUCAUUGUCCUUCAUACCAGCUACAUGAUUUAUAGCCUUGCUCCCCAGUAUGUUAUGUAUGGAAGCCAAAAUUACUUAAUAGAGAGUAAUAUAACAUCUGAUAGCCGUAAAGGCAAUUCAACCUUUUCUGUGCCAAAGAGAUGUGAUGCAAAUGCCCCGGAAGAUCAGUGUAUUGUUACACGGACUUACCUCUUCCUUCACAAGUUCUGGUUCUUCAGUGCUGCUUACUAUUUUGGGAACUGGGCCUUUCUUGGGGUAUUCUUGAUUGGAUUAAUUGUAUCCUGCUGUAAAGGGAAGAAGUCAGUUAUUGAAGGAGUAGAUGAAGAUUCUGACUUAAGUGAUGAUGAGCCCCCUGCCUAUUCCGUGUGACAGCCCUCUGUCCAACAAGACCAGUGAAGCUGACUAUCUGUUAAGCAUUUUCAAAGUAACAUUAGGAUGAACUAUUGAGCUUUCAUCAAAAGUGGAAGCAUGGCCAUUAAAAAGAACUAUAUUUUUUAUGUUUUCUGAGGUAACAUUAUUGUAUCAUAGAUUAACAUUUAAAAUUUCUUUAAUAAUAUUGUAUAAAUAUAAUAAUGUCAGUUUUGUGAGGGAAUGUUUAUAGAAAAUUUUCCCUAAAUGUAUAAUAGUGUUAAAUUGAUUAAAA